AUGGGUCAGGAGAGACAUAUUUGGUACACCGAUGGCAGUUCCAUGGUGGUGCACGGUAAAAAGAGAAUCAGAUAUGCAGCCAUUAAUUUAGAAGAAGAGGUACUAAAGGGGUAUUUGGAUCAUGGCUCAGCACAACAUGCUGAACUCCAUGCCAUAUACCCAGUCCUAAAACAAUAUGAAACAGAGAACUGCCCCAAGACUGUAUACAUCUAUGCUGACAGCAAUUACUGUGUAAAUGGGGUGCAAUAUUGGAUGUUUGAUUGGCAGAGGAACAAUUGGAAAGCCGCAGACGGGAAAGAGAUAGCAUAUAUAGAUGAAUGGAAAUGGAUUUAUGCCUGGGUUACCUCUCAUCCCAACCAGCUUAAAAUCAAACAUGUCAAGGCACAUGGAAAAGGCUCUGCAGCUGAAACAGUAUGA
Messenger RNA from Malaclemys terrapin pileata, 417 nucleotides. Its product is annotated as ribonuclease H-like. The record is from RefSeq and is a predicted model, not a curated record. Gene Ontology annotation, molecular function: RNA-DNA hybrid ribonuclease activity; nucleic acid binding. Lineage: Eukaryota; Metazoa; Chordata; Testudines; Emydidae. The coding region runs from base 1 to 417 and encodes 138 amino acids. The transcript has a single exon.